AUGGCGAAGGAGGUUGCUGCAGUGAGUGGCGAUGGCGAUGGCGAUGGAGCAAGAGUUGGAUCCCUCGCUCCCUUGUCGCCGGCGUCUUCUUUCUGCAAUUCUCGCCAUGGAACCUUCCGAAUGCUUAAUCUUCCAUGCCAGGGUGAUUUUCAUUCUCCUUACCUGAAGAAUUUUCUCAAGAAACGGAUCGCUCAAAUUGAGUUAGACCAUGGCUAUGUCUUGGACAACUUGUACGAACUCUAUGCUCACUAUAUGGCAUCAUUCAAGGGAAGAGAGAUGUCAGAGUCUGCAAAAGAAUUUCGUUUCUUUUUCCUGAAGGUAAAUAGUGAUUCUAGUGAUGUUUCUCCAUUUAUUCUUAUGAUGUUGUUUCAUUCACCUUACCUUUGGCUGGUAAGCUGGUAUGGCUAG
Messenger RNA from Sphenostylis stenocarpa, 408 nucleotides. The record is from the annotation of a GenBank genome assembly. NCBI's taxonomy places the organism in Eukaryota, Viridiplantae, Streptophyta, Magnoliopsida, Fabales, Fabaceae.